This is a messenger RNA of Amborella trichopoda, 1972 nucleotides long. RefSeq names its product cold-responsive protein kinase 1. Gene Ontology annotation, biological process: protein phosphorylation. The record is from RefSeq and is a predicted model, not a curated record. Lineage: Eukaryota; Viridiplantae; Streptophyta; Magnoliopsida; Amborellales; Amborellaceae. Gene Ontology annotation, molecular function: protein kinase activity; ATP binding.
UUAUUAUUUCUGACCAUUUCGUGGUCCUCGCCGUGGCGGACAUGGCCGAAAAAAUAAUUUCGUGGUCCUCGCCGUGGCGGAUAUGGCCGAAAAAAUAAGAAGAAGAAGGAGAAGGAGAAGGAGAAGCGGAAGUAUAUACAAAAAAAAUAUGGCUACCCUUCAUUUCUUACAAAGGCUUUUAUCAAUCAGCCUCUCUCUCUCUCUUUCUUUCUCGCCCUAACCUUCUCAAAUGUUUCUGCAACUCUGGAAUGCCGAUCUUCUUUGUUCAAGUAUGACUUAUUGCUUUCAUGGUCUGGGCUACACCUCAAGUGAACUUUGGGUGAUUGUAGAUGCAAAUAUUGAUCACUCUGAUUGCUUCUGAGUCAUGAAUUGCUUACCUUUUCUUUGCACAAGACGAUGCCCUUCAGCAUCAGAACCAAUUCCUGAUUCACCAUCUUUCCGCAAAUUUCAUGUAUAUUCAUAUAAUGAUUUGAAGAUCGCUACUGAAGAUUUUGGUGAAUCUAACAAAAUAGGACAAGGUGGUUUUGGUUCUAUUUACAAGGGAAAACUCAAAAAUGGUGCGACUGUGGCUGUGAAAGUUCUUUCCGCGCAAUCCACACAAGGAGAGAGGGAGUUCUUGAAUGAGAUUUCUGCCAUCUUUGACAUUAAACACCAAAAUCUUGUUGAGCUUUAUGGUUGUUGUGUUGAUGGGGAUACCAGAAUUUUGGUCUAUGGCUAUCUGGAAAACAACAGCCUUGCACAAGUUUUUCUGGGCAGAGAGUCCAGUGGAAUUGAGUUUGACUGGAUGAGAAGGAGGACAAUCGGCCUUGGUGUUGCUAGUGGUCUGGCCUAUCUCCAUGAGGAAGUUAAACCACAUAUAGUGCAUCGGGAUAUUAAAGCUAGCAAUAUACUCCUUGAUAAGGACCUUAAUCCGAAAAUUUCAGAUUUUGGUCUCGCCAAGCUUUUUCCAGAUGACAAGACUCAUAUAAGCACGCGUGUUGCAGGCACUCUAGGUUACCUGGCUCCAGAGUAUGCAAUAAGUGGGCAGCUGACUCGGAAAGCAGACGUCUACAGUUUUGGAGUACUUUUAUUAGAAAUAGUCAGUGGAGGAAGCAUUCUCUACUCAGGAGUUCAGAUUGAGGAACAAUAUCUUCUGAAAAGGGCAUGGGAACUGCACAAAGCAGGUGAGCUCUUAGAGCUCAUUGAUCCAAAACUAAAUGGGGAUUAUCCCAGGGAGGAAGCAAUUUGGUUUCUUAAAGUGGCCCUUCUCUGCGUACAAGAGAAACCUAACCUAAGACCUAAUAUGUCUGAAGUUGUGAAGAUGUUAUCAGAUACUGUUAAUGAUAUGGAUGUGAAUAUCCGGAAACCAGGGAUCAUACCUAAUUUUAUGGCUAUGAAAAUGGGCAGAACGAAGAAAACUGAAGUCCUCUCUCAGAGCUCAGGUCACGAGGGGUCUUUCUUCUCUUCCUCCACUGGUGUCACACUAGGGUCAUUUUCAUCCUAAAAUACAUUUCAUACAAAAUAUUGAGCCUAAGAUGGAUGGUUUGAGCUUCUUGCAUAGUUGCUGAACUUGGCUUGGCUUCACCGAAGAGAGUCGCCAUACUUCGAGAAAGUCAUGAUUUGGUUGGAAGAGCAACCAGUGGUGUCAGGCGAGGCUAGAUGAAGGAUAAAUUACCCAAGGAAUGUAAGAUUAAGAGGCCUCAAUGUUUAGCCAUGGAUACCAAUGUUAAAGAAUGCUGACUCGGGCUCGGACAUGCCAGGGUCUCGGGCCCUAGGAAGUUAGAGGCAUAGUUUGAGAACUAACUUGGUUGAUUUUCUGGGAAAAUAACAAAAGGGACCCUAGGCUCGAGCGUAACUUGAUUCCUGGGUAACUCCCACUUGAAUCUCUAGGGUCUUGUCUGAUUCUGAAUGGGCAUGCGAUUUUCACACCAUUACACCAAUGCUACCACCACCAUCACACAAGUUAUAAUUCAGAUGGAAACAAUUAAACAUC